Molecule: messenger RNA, 627 nt
Organism: Miscanthus lutarioriparius
Lineage: Eukaryota; Viridiplantae; Streptophyta; Magnoliopsida; Poales; Poaceae
Source: the annotation of a GenBank genome assembly
AUGUCCGUGUACACCCUUGGCGAUCGGGGCUACGCGAGGGCGGUCGUGAAGCUGCUGGACCUGGACGGCGCCUACUUCGGCGGCAGGGUCGUGUCCAGCGACGAGUCCACCAGGCGGGACAGGAAGAGCCUCGACGUCGUCCCGGGCGCCGACGCCGCCGCGGUGGUGAUCCUCGACGACUCCAGCCACGUCUGGCCGGAGCACCAGGAGAACCUGAUCCUGAUGGACAGGUACCUCUACUUCGCCGAUAGCUGCCGGACGUUCGGCUACAGGGUGAGGUCCCUGGCGGAGCUGAGGCGCGACGAGCGCGAACACGACGGCGCGCUAGCCGUGGCGCUCCAGGUCCUGACGCGCGUCCACCAGGGGUUCUUCGACUCCGUCCUCGGCGGCCGCUGCUCCGAUGUCAGGGAGGUGAUCAGGGCCGUGCGGAGCGAGGUGCUGCGUGGCUGCACGGUGGCGUUCAGCCGGGUCAUCCUGCUCGAGGACGUCGCCGGGGACCACCCCAUGUGGAAGCUAGCCGAGCAGCUGGGCGCCGUCUGCGCGGCCGACGCGGACGCCACGGUCACCCAUGUUGUCGCGCUGGAUCCAGGGACUGACAAGGCGCGGUGGGCACGGGACAACGGCUAG